Molecule: messenger RNA, 8193 nt
Organism: Rhipicephalus microplus (southern cattle tick)
Lineage: Eukaryota; Metazoa; Arthropoda; Arachnida; Ixodida; Ixodidae
Source: RefSeq, a predicted model, not a curated record
AUGAGCCGCCGUACCUCAAGCAAGGAGGCCUCGGAGGCGGUCGGCGCCUACCUCCAGCGCACGCGUGAUUCCCGAAGCUCGCUGGAGAGUCCAAAUUCGUCGCUGUCGCCAUGGUACAUCAGCGACCGGUAUGGGGUAAGCCUCAGCACCAUGACAAUAAGGAGUCCCUAUCAGCCACACUCCGUCUCAGGAAGCAUGAGCGGCAUAAAUUACAUGACGUCGGUAUCAUCCAGCAUCAUUCCCCGCACGCGGACGCGGCUCAUCACAGCCAGCACGAGCGGUGGUGGCCAGGUCAUUCACGGUGGCGGCGCCGACAGCGUGCCGUACGCUUGCAGACCGCUUCGUGUCGGGACCGACACUGCGAUCACCGGCAGCAAUGAGCCGUUUCCGUCAUACGUACGCGUCAUACCAUCUCACGGUCACCUCGUCCAAAGCCACUCGUCUUCGUGCAGUUGUGGACACGCGUUCGUCCGCCACACCACUCGCGUAAGCGUUCGGGUGGGGUCCAUGACGAGCAGCCCGGUGAUUGCCGACCGCAUGAGACAGGCGAGCUUCGGAAGGCGUACUACGAGGCGCGCUUCCUUUGUCACCGCGAAGCUAUCGGUCUCUACUGGACAGGCUGCGCAGACAACCUCGACCUCCUGUGCUACGCUCGCGGACUUCAAGCAGCUCGACGUCACGCCGGGAGCCCUCACGAGUGCCCAAACGGACGCGGCCGGACAAUUGGGGGUGACACCGACAGCAUCAACUAGCUCGCACGACGACGUCGGCAGAGCUUUGUUCAGUGACUGGGCACACCGGAAGCAGGAAAUGUUCGCGGACAUAUUUAAGGACAGGAAUGACUUCUUCGCGGACCUGUUGAGAAAGCGCGUUGACGAAGAACACCAACCCAUUGCACCCGCGCAGGUGACACUGUCUGCUGAUUCUUCACACAGUGGACCAUUUAUGACAACCAUAUCCGAAGCGGGAGAAAAAGACGGCCCCGAUACGUCUGCCGAAAACUACACUGUGCACAGCGCUACCACCGCGUCGUCGACAACUGAAAAGACUGCCGUUGAAGAAAAGACACCACUGCAAGCUUUGACGGCUUCGACGCGUUUGACGUCGUCUGAGUUUUACUCGUAUGAAUUUUCGAAAACUCAAGUUACCGAAACUCCAAACGACGGAGUUACAAAAGAAAUACCCCAGCAUAAAGCAGCAAGCCUGGACGGAAAGCUUCAGUACAAGUCAUUUGACUUUCAGCCCAAAGAAGUUGUAAUGGCUCCAGACGCCCCAGAUGCUGAGACAGUGAAAGGAACAAGUGUGGAUUUGUCAACCACAGAAACAAAGAGUGGAGAAAAAAAGGGGCGACUAGGGGAAACACUUCCUUUGGAGCAGUUUCAUAGCACUAAAGCUAUGCCAGUUUCCUCUGCAGAAAGCCUCGAAGCUGCUUCCACGCGCACUCAAGUGCCGACUGAGGCGAGGGGCCACAGCUAUGUUCCUGCCCUUGCCGAAUCCUCCUUCGAAACACCAGGAGCCACGAGCGAAGAACACCACCUGUUACCGACGUCCUUGGAAGGUCCGUUUAUGUCGAUGGCGUCUGACAUGACAGAUUUUCCCGCACUCGACUUGAGCAAAAUGCAAGAACCUGAUGUGUCGACACAGUCUUCCUCUCUGCAAAAACCAGAUAACGGUGAAGUUCAGACGCAGUUAGCCGAACGACCGCAAACGGAUCAAAGGGCGCAAAUACAAGCGACUGGUAGUCUCCUCAAACUUGGAGCUUCGAGAGUUAGUUGCCCUAUUCUUGAAGACCAAACGCCUCGGCCACAACAUACCACUGAGGCAAUAGGACAAAAAGAAAUAGGAGAGCACACGAAAGAAUGUGAGUCAAGAGAAGUGAUAUCGAUGCCACCAUAUCGACGAUCCGAGCUUGCUCUAUCGGAACAGACCACCACCUUUGAUAAGGGUGCCCUUGAAAAGCAGAGUGACCAUAAUCUCAAAGACGUUGCUCAAGAGCACCCGUCUCAAGGACGGCCUCGUGAAGAAAGUGACGCAAGAGAUUUCGUGCCAAAAGAGGUUGAUCUAAGUAAUGAAAUGGCUGCCUCAGUAGGUUCGGUCACAGUUUCUGAUGCUGCCACAGCAGAAAAGAACAAGAACCUUCCACUAGCCAGUGAUACUCAGGAGCCCACCAAUCAAGAAUAUCCAGCAAAAGAGGAACACGACAAACGGGCCUCGAAAAUAUUGGCCGGGCUCCCAGAGCUAGACAGUGAACUAAUUUCUUCGGAACACGCACCCCUUUCCGACGCCAGUAUGACACUGCACACCGAUGAUAUUCUGACGUCAACACAAAUCGGUGAGUCUAGUACUGAUGAUAAUGUGGGGAUGAGACAAACUCCAAAAGAAAGCGGAGAAAUCAUACCAAGACGGGAAGAACGAAGCAGUGAACAGGGUCUGCCAGAAGAAUCCGCAGUAGAUGACGAGAAGUCCACAGAAAAACGCGGUAGCAUUCCAUUUACUGAACCUGCAGUGGGGCCCAGGCCCAUGAUGGAACGCUAUGUGGAUAAGAAGGAACACGACAAGCAGACUUCAGACGUUUUGAUAGGGCAUCCAGAGCAAGACAGUGAACAAUUUUUUUCAAAACAAGCACCGCUUCCCGACGUCAGCAUGGCACAGCAUACCCCUGAUAUCCUGCCUUCAACACAAACUGGCGAGUCUGGUGCUGAUGAACAGGUUCCCAAGAGAGACAGAGCAAAAGAAAGCGGGAUAGAAGAAAUCGUAGCGGGACACGAAGAACGAAGCAGUCAACCGGAAUUACCGGACAGUUCAGCUGUAUUUGAAGCACUGCCAACGGAAAAGCACGGUGGCAUUCCAUUUACUGAAGCUGCCGUGGAGACCGGGAAGGAACACUACGUAGGAAAGCAGGAACACGACAAGCAGACCUCGGACAUUUUGGUCGGGCACCCAGAGCAAGACAGCAAACUCAUUUCAUCAAAACAAGCACCGCUUCCCGACGUCAGCAUGGCACAGCAUACCACUGACAUUCUGCCGUCAGCACAAACUUGCGAGUCUGGUGCUGAUGAGGAUGUUUCCAAGAGAGAAAUUGCAAGAGAAAGCAGGAUUGGAGAGAUCAUACCAAAACAUGAAGAACAAAGCAGUCAACCCGAAUUACCAAAAAGUUCAGCCGUAGUUGAAACGCAACCACCAGAAAAGCACGAUGGCAUUCCAUUUACUAAACCUGCCGUGGAGCUCAUGAACGAACAUUAUGUAGCAGAGCUGGUUUUCGACAAAAAGACCUCUGAUAUUUUCGUCGGGCCCCAACAGCAAGACAGUGAACAAAUUUCUUCAGAACAUGCAGCCGUUCCCGGUGUCAGCAUAACGCGGGACACCACUGGUAUCGUGGCGUCAACGCAAGUUGGUGCGUCUGCUGCUGAUGAAAAUGUUUCAACUAGACAAGCUGCGGAGGCUAGCAAGUCAAAAGAUAUCGUGCCAGGACAGGAAUAUGAAGGCAGCGAGCCAGCGUCGACUAAAGGCCAUGCUAUACUCGAGACGAAGGCAACAGCAAGAGAGACAGGCAUUUCAUUUACUGAACCUUCCACGGAGCCCACAGACGAUGUUAUUAUUAGAAAACAGAAGCCUGACAAAAAGAUUCAGCGCAAGAUGAGUAGCAAUCUACAACAAGUAGGCGAACUAUUUUCCACAGAACCAACACUGUUGUCUGACGUUGACCUCAGUGCAACGCAGCAGCCUUAUGAUUCUCUGAUUCGACAGAGCGCUUCCGCUGCGUCCUAUGAAAACACAAGUCAGCACGAGACUGCGAAGAUAAGCAACUUGAGAGACUUCAUGCCAAGACAAGAUCAAGAAGGCGAACCAGCAUCAUCAGAAAGUUUUGCUGCAUUAGAGUUAAAGGCAACUGCAAAACACGAAGGCAUUCCAUUUGCUGACCUUCCAACGGAGCCUACAGACGAUGAUUUUAUAAGAAGGCAGAGGCCUGAGAAAGGAAUUCAGCGUGACGUGAGUAGCUCCAGUUACCUGCAAAAGGGAGGCGAGCUAGUUUCUACAGAACCAACACCGUUGUCUGAAGCUGACCUCAGCACAACACAGCCAACUGACGACUGGCUGCUUCAUCAGAGCUCUGCCGCUGCGCCUGAUGAAAGCACAUUGCUGCACGAAACUGCGAAAGUAAGGCACUUACAAGACAUUGUGCCGAGACAAAAGGAUCAAAGCAGCAAACCCGCAUCAUUAGAAAGUUCUGCCGAAUUUGAAAUGAAGGCAACAGCAGAACAAAACGUUCCACUUGCUGAACUUAGCACAGAGCCAACGGACGAUGGUUUUAUGAAAAAACAGAAGCCUGAGAAAGAGAGUCAGCGCAAGGUGUCUAGUGAACUGCGACAAGGAGGCGAAUUAGUUUCUACGGCGCCAACACUGUUUUCUGACAGUGAAUUCGGCACAGCAGUGAAAUCCGAUGAUUCCUUGCUUUCACAGCAUGCUGCCUCUGCGCCUGAUGAAAGCACAAUGCCACACGCAACUGAGAAAAUAAGCAGCUUAAGAGACGUUGUUCCAAGACAAGAAGAUAAAGGCAACGAGCCAGCAUCAUCCGAAAGUUCUGCUGCGCUUGAGUUGAAGGCCAUCGCAAAACACGAACGCAUUCCAUUUGUUGAACUUUCGACCAAACCCACGGACGAUGACUUUAUGAAAAAACCGAAGCCUGAGAAAGAGAGUCAGCCUGCAGUGACCAGUUAUCCGCAAGGAGGAGUUUCACUAGUUUCCACAAAACCAACACCGCCAUCGGCCACUGGUGUCCGCACAACACAGCCGCCUGACGAUUCUCUGCUUCCGCACAGCAGUGCAUAUGCGUCAGACGAAAGCAUAACGAUGCUAGUAGUUGUAAAUUUAAGUGACUUAAAAGACGCUGGACCAGGGAAAGAGGAUCAUAAGAGCGAACGAGCACCGUCAGAAAUUUCUCGUGUAGUUGAAAGAAGUGCAACAGAAAAGCACGAAGCGUUACUCAAGCAUGCACUGUCCACUUCACUGGAAUAUGCGCAGCAUCCAGACCACAAGGAAGAAAAUGUUGAAGAUCGGGCAGAGAACGUCAAGACUGGCGUGCUUCCCGCAGGUCAGUCUACAGCGUUAGGCCUGCAAGUUGGCCCACUGGGGGUGAAACGUACCAGUAAAGAAAAGACAAGUACAGGGAGAGAAGUCAUCCAAUGCGCGACUGUGGCGAAUGAGCUUACGUGGUCAGCGUCUUUGGAACGUCCCACGGAGAAUCCAGAAGGGGAACCAGAGCCAACAGAAGACGCAACACUGGCUACCAAGCCAGACAUCCAGCAACCGAAGAAAGACGAAAUCGAACGAACAGUGAGCGACUUGGUGGUUGGCACGUUUGACAAGGAACGCGGACCACUUCUUUCAGUCACGAAGACGGAGAAGCAUUCAUGCGAAAUAACGAGCGAACGUACCCUCAAGCGGUACGGUGACACGAAGCCCAUGGAGAGUGUGACUGGAGCACGUGAAAGUUUUGUGAUUAAGGGGACCGAAUCGCAGUUCUUCGAUGCAUCAAUGAGAAAGUCGAUCAUGAGAAACGCACCAGAGAUAGCUCGAGCAGAAGUUGAGUACAACCACUGGAAGUUCGAGCCAGACGUCUUUUUGGACGAUUUAAUGGGCAAAAGCGCUAUCGAACCAACAGAGCCAAGUCAGCCUUGUGAUUUCAUCGCAAGGCCUUUCGACAUUUUCGACGACGUUGUUGCAGUUGCAGCCAUCAGCGCCACCGAAGCAGUUUCUUGGAAGCACUCACUGUCCGAAGACGCCGUCAUACCGGUGGAAUCCAGAUUGACGAAGGAAAGUGUUCCGUACUGUCACGAAAUAGAAAUUGAAGAUAAUGACAACGCUUUCUACAACACUAACGGGGUGGACAAAACGCCCGAGAAAGCAUCCUCGAAAUUUGAUAGUGACCCAAUUUGCCCUCCGAAUGCCUCACUAGUGGCAACGUUUAGUCUAUUACCAGAAGCCGAGUUUGGAUCCCUAACCAAUCAGAACCAGUGCUACACGCCCCCGUUUCACACUGAAGACGUGCAAGCACUGUCUGAUAAGCAGGCCAAGCUGCACUCUGCUAACAUCUCCCUCGAGAAAAAUUGCGCACCAUUCGAAACUGCAACUCCGCCUGUUCGAAAACCACCUCUCGAAACACCAGCUGCAGAACCGCCGACCACUGAAAACAAAGACGACGGACUGCAGCGUCCUCUGUACGUUGAGGCUGCUUUUGAGGACGCCAAGCGCCAAGUGCACAAGCCGUUGCUUUCUCUCGGUACUGGACGCACCGACUAUAGUGACGAACACAUAACAAGCACUUGCGAUGAUGAAACGGCACCUGUCGACCGUCUAGAGAACGCAAAGGGAGCAGCAAACAGCACCUUGGAAAGCUCAAUUAGAGAGUUUGAGACCAGUGUGCUAGCAGGCGCUGCCUCCAGCGGUUCCUUAAGAAAAGGAGGUCUCCCCACAACAGAGCAAAAGACAUGGCUAAGCAGCGUCAGUGUCGGCUACACACAAGAACCACGAGCUAGCGAUAACACGUCUUCUAGCGGUGGAGAUGGCUCGGAUGACUUCGAACGCCUAAAGGUUCGCCUCUUUGAAAGAACCCUUUCCGAAGGUCCAGGAGAUAUCGCCGAUGAGGAUCUCCGGAAAAGCGAGCUCGCGUCAUCGCUCAGCCCUUCGCACGUUGUUUGUACGGACACUCCGUUUACGCGGGAGCACGCAUGGAGCUUUGAUUCGGAGGUUGGAUACGCCCCAGCGACUGUGCUGAGAGACGACGUUUACCGAAUGAGCUUGCCGAGCUCAGCUGCCGCUGAAGGCCCCGCAAACGAAGGCAGCAAAAUCGGGGUUCCCGCCUCAGACAAGGAGACCACGAAAUCGGUGAACACAUUGACGCCCGCGUGCGAAAGUACGUUAAUCGCUAAAGAGUAUGCCAGGCGACACAGUGAAGAACCGCAGAAUGAAAAUUAUGAUGCGAUAGCAACAUCGGUGCCACUGGAACGUUCCCGAAGCGAGCGCAGCGAGUCACCUGCUAAGCACAACGGUGAAAAGCGCAUGGAACCUCUCUCGAAGCCGGCAGGCGCAGACAGUGAGGACGACGGCCGCGACAUCAGUGGCCAAUCACCAGACGCUGACGAUGAGAACCACGAGGCUGUUUCCCGAUACAAGGAGCUGCGAUUCGAAAACUUUAGAAGGAUCGUGAAAUGCAUGGCAGACCUGUCGUCGCGUAGCGAGGUAGACAUCGUGUACGAAUCGUUUGUUACCCCCGUUGGCAAAGUCUGCGACAUGCUCGGCAGCGUUCAUUACGAUACUGCGUUCAAGGUUUGCGUUGUGGACGACUACGAUUUAGCAUCCAUCAUGCACGACCGCUGGAAUGAAGACGCUGCCAGCGUGGCUCCUACGAUCAAGACGUUUUGGUCUUACAGCCCACACAGCUUUCUGAUGUCCGUAGACGAGAACGGUACGCAGUGCGGCAUCAUCAGCGCCAUCGUGUUCGAGGACGAGCAGGCCUUCUGCGCGGCAAACAGCGUCAAGCGCGAGUUCCUGGCCGAAGGCGCCAAGCGGCAACUGUGGGAUGCACUGCUGAGCGUGGAGCACGGCAAGAACUUGUUCACCGUGGUGCCGGCAAACGAGGUAGGAGCCUAUUACCGCCACCUGGGCUUCUACACGUCGGCCAGGGGCCUCAUCCUGCACGGAAGGCUAGCGUCAGACACGGAACUCGCGCCACUCGGCCAAGUCCCGCUGCCGGAUGGCGUCGAAAUCGUCAAGUUCAAAAAGCAAAUGUACUCGUCCCUGCUGAGCUUCGACAAGAGCACGCUCGGGUUCGGCCGCAAGCGCUUCUGGAGGAUGACGCUGCGCGAGGGUCCCAUCUCGUUCCGCGUGGCUCUGCAAGGAGGCAGCGUGUGCGGCUACGCAGGCCUCCAGAACGACGUCAACGGCGUGCCCGUCGUACGCUGGGUGGUGGCCGCCGACGGGCGGGUGGCGAUGCGCCUCCUGCACAACCUGCUCGCUGGGUCGUUCACGUUCCGUCAGCGCGGCGCCUGGAUGGCGCUGUACGCGCGCAGCCACGCGUCGGCCGCCCUCCUGCGGCACCUGGACACCAGCGGCUUCGAGCCGUGGAUGCUUCUCUUCAAUCGCCGGGAACCCUUCCUUCAGUACAAGAACAUAGCGGUGCUCACCUACAUAUGA